Pimephales promelas (fathead minnow) is the source of this 1386-nucleotide messenger RNA. It is a transcript of the gene gpr37a, whose product is annotated as G protein-coupled receptor 37a. Gene Ontology annotation, cellular component: plasma membrane; signaling receptor complex. Gene Ontology annotation, molecular function: prosaposin receptor activity; G protein-coupled peptide receptor activity. The record is from RefSeq and is a predicted model, not a curated record. NCBI's taxonomy places the organism in Eukaryota, Metazoa, Chordata, Actinopteri, Cypriniformes, Leuciscidae. Gene Ontology annotation, biological process: positive regulation of MAPK cascade; adenylate cyclase-inhibiting G protein-coupled receptor signaling pathway.
AUGGACAAUAGCAACACAAAAACAUUUCUGAGGGAAAUAAAUGGCGGAAUUCAUCGUCGACGAGAAAGGGCGACGACGGGAAAUGAAGGCACCGCAUCUCCAGAGAAUGAACUCGAGCGCGUGGAGUCACUGCCGAAGCCAGUAGCACAGAUCCAGCCUUCAGGCUUUCCUACUGAUGUCACGUCUAUUCCUGAAUGGGGCACCUCACCUGUGGAAGACUUUGAGGAAGUCUUCACUCCGUUUAUUCCCCUUAACACACGACCAAGAACCCCUGGGGUGAAGAAUCCGUUUUUCCCCGUGACAGGUGAAUCGUAUGGUGCAUAUGCUGUCAUGUGCAUCUCCAUCGUCAUUUUCACUGUGGGGAUUGUUGGGAAUAUAGCAAUCAUGUGCAUAGUGUGCCACAAUUACUACAUGAGAAGCAUUUCAAACUCCUUGCUGGCCAACCUCGCCCUGUGGGAUUUUAUCAUCCUCUUUUUCUGCUUGCCACUUGUUAUAUUCCACGAACUCACUAAGGAUUGGCUCCUUGGGGAAUUCUCCUGUAAAAUCAUUCCAUACAUUGAGGUGGCGUCUUUAGGAGUAACCACCUUCACUCUUUGUGCUUUGUGCAUUGACCGUUUCCGUGCCGCGAGCAACGUCCAGAUGUACUACGAGAUGAUCGAGAACUGCACCUCCACUGCAGCCAAGCUAAUGGUGAUUUGGAUCGGCGCUUUGCUCCUCGCCCUGCCCGAGCUUCUAAUCCGGCAGCUGGUGAGAGAGGACCGUGAGCCUCCGGAAGUGACGCCUUGCGAACACUGCGUGGUCCGAAUCUCCACGGCUCUCCCGGACACGCUUUACGUCCUCGGACUCACCUACAACAGCGCUCGUCUCUGGUGGUACUUCGGCUGCUACUUCUGCCUUCCCACUCUCUUCACCAUCAUCAGCUCAGUGGUGACCGCACGCAAGAUCCGCAAGGCCGAGCGCGCCAGCGUCCGAGGCAACCGCAAGCAGAUCCAAUUGGAGAGUCAAAUGAACUGCAUUGUUGUUGCUCUGGCUAUCCUGUACGGAUUUUGCGUCAUACCAGAGAACAUCAGCAACAUCGUAUCGGUGUACAUGGCUACAGGUGUGCCGCGUCGCACACUGGAUAUCCUGCAUCUGGUGAGUCAGAUGAUGCUGUUCUGCAAGUCCGCGGUUACACCGGUGCUGCUUCUUGCUCUCUGUCGGCCCUUCAGAAAAGCCUUUCUGGACUGCUGCUGCUGCUGCUUUGAGGAGUGCGGCCCACCAAAGUCCUCGGAGCCCAACAGUGACGACAACGAUCAGGACGGCACCACCGAGCUGGAGCUUUCACCCUACAGUACUGUAGUCCGCAGGGAUCCAUCUACCUUCCCAAUCGCGGGAACUCACUGCUAA